Messenger RNA from Lobosporangium transversale, 519 nucleotides. RefSeq lists its product as hypothetical. NCBI's taxonomy places the organism in Eukaryota, Fungi, Mortierellomycota, Mortierellomycetes, Mortierellales, Mortierellaceae. The transcript has 4 exons. Gene Ontology annotation, cellular component: SMN-Sm protein complex; commitment complex; U4 snRNP. The coding region runs from base 73 to 441 and encodes 122 amino acids. Gene Ontology annotation, biological process: spliceosomal snRNP assembly; RNA processing. Gene Ontology annotation, molecular function: RNA binding. The record is from RefSeq and is a predicted model, not a curated record.
AGCGCAUUUUCUCUUUACCUUCAUCCAUUUAUUUCAUCGCCUCUUGCUUGAUCUCAAUAAUUAAUAUCCAACAUGAAACUCGUUCGCUUUCUUAUGAAGCUCAACACUGAGACUGUUACAGUCGAGCUUAAGAAUGGUACCAUUGUCCAUGGUACAGUCACAGGAGUGGAUAUGAGCAUGAAUACGCAUUUGAGGGCAGUGAAGAUGACUGUGAAAAACAAGGAUCCGGUCAGUUUAGAUACAUUAAGCAUUCGUGGCAGCAAUAUCAGAUAUUUUAUCCUACCAGAUUCUUUGCCACUGGAUACAUUGCUUGUCGAUGAUGCACCCAAGAGUAAAUCCAAAAAGAAGGCUGUAUCUGGUCUCUCUUCAACCAGAGGGCGUGGCCGUGGUCGUGGAGGAGCAAGAGGAGGCCGUGGUCGUGGCCGUGGAGGACGUUUCUAAGAACCGGAUGUGGCCUGAGCGCGCAGAUCAUAUUUUACUCGUGUCUGAAAUAAAAUAAAAAACAGGACUUGUGACUGC